Terrapene triunguis (Three-toed box turtle) is the source of this 2098-nucleotide messenger RNA. It is a transcript of the gene TAPBPL, whose product is annotated as TAP binding protein like. NCBI's taxonomy places the organism in Eukaryota, Metazoa, Chordata, Testudines, Emydidae. Bases 76 to 1458 code for a protein of 460 amino acids. The record is from RefSeq and is a predicted model, not a curated record. The transcript has 7 exons.
ACUCAUUCAGAGUUUGAUUCUAGCACAGACGCCUGAUGUUUUAGGGUGUCUGGAACCCCUUGUUUGGGGGACAAAAUGAAUCUAGGGCUCAUCCUCAUCUGUGGAGUGCUGGCUCUGAAGGCUGAGCUGCCAGUGGAGCUGGCCCCGGGGUCCCAAUUACGCUCUGUGGAUGUGGUCUUGGACUGUCAUUAUAUAGAGGAAGCUGUGGGUGGAUUUCCGGGUGCCUUUGCUGGAUCAUUCUCCUCAGACCCUGCCACCCUAGUGCUGAGAGGUGUCAGCAUUGCUGAUGAUGGAAGCUUGGACAGUGUCACCAAUUAUGAGGCGCCAGGCACAAAUACUGACUCCGCUUCUCCCAUCAUCUUUGAAGUCUCAGCAAGUUUGGUACCCGUCCCAUAUGCGGAAUCCCUGCUGCAUGCAGACUGUGCUGGGGAGGAAGUGACCUGUGAGAUCUCUCCAUACAGCCUACACUUGGCAGAUGAGGGGCCCAGCCAGGCCUCCUGGUUCAUGGGGACCCUGAAGUUGUCCAGUGGGAUCAGCAUAGCCCUGGUGCUGAAGGUCAGCAGUGACAGGGAGGAAGAUGACAGAAUGGUUGUGCUGCACCCAAGGCUGAAGGUCCCUGUAAGCAAGGAGGGCACAGUGCUGACCACAGUUGAAUUCCAGUUGUCAUCUCGCACUCCUACUUUGCGUACCCGACUUGGCACCUCCGUCACCCUGGACUGCAGCUUUGCCUUGGCUUCCAGCUCUCCACUGGCCUUGCUGGAGUGGAGGCUGCAGCACCGAGGCAGCGGGCGUAGAGUUUUUCACUACCAGGCGGGGGACGUGGCACAAGCAGAACAGUCAACGGCCCACGUGGAUGUGGUGCAGCUGCUGGAGACUGGAGAUGCAUCGCUUAGCCUGCAUGGAGUGGGUGUGGGGGAUGAAGGAACAUACAUCUGUUUACUGUCCACCCCCCAGCACCAGGCCCAGAACAUCAUCCAGCUGCAGUUGGUCGAGCCCCCAAGAGUCCGUUUGUUCCCAGAGAUGGUGUCACGUGAGGGGGAUGGAGCCACUACCCUGACCUGUGAGAUCUCUGGCUAUUACCCCCUGGAUGUGUCGGUGAAGUGGACACGGGAGGCCCCUGACGACAAGGACAAGGUCCCUAUCUCAGGCUCAAGCACAUACUUCUCCAGCCAUAGGCAAGCCCAGGAUGGCACCUACAGCAUCAAUUCGUACCUGAGUAUCAACACAGCCACAGAGCUGGGACCUAUCACCUACAGCUGCCAUGUCUCGCAUCUGGCCCUUGAAGAGCCAAUCACAGCUAGUGCCCAGCUCAGAGCACCAGAGCAAAAAACAUCUAAAGAGCUUGUGGGAGCCUUCAUUGCUACUUUCAUCUUCCUUGCUGCUCUCGUUGGCCUCUUGCUCAGGAGAAGAAAAACAGUUGAUCCAAAGUCUAAGAAAUCUCUGGAGACUUCAGGGUAAAAGGGACAGUUAACUCAGUUACCCUUAUUCCUGCACCCUCUCUGACGGACCCCAUACCAGAUGAAGACCCAACCACUCUGAAAUUAAUCUCCCAUUUUACAUUAAUGGAGCUGUCACCUUUUCCAGGGACUCUCUUGCAGCUCUGUAGGAAGGGAUUGGAGGACCCUUGUGACCCUGGAAAGGUGGAGUCAGAGAAAAGGGGGUGUCUCCAUCAUGUGUGUGGGGGUAAUAUCAUUAACCUCCAUGUAACACUGUUCUUCUCACACUUUCAGGUACACAGAGUUAGAUCCACAAAGGGAUGUAGGCAUUUUAGGUGCCUAAGUCCAACAUUUAGGCACCACUGAGAUCCUCAAACCUCUGCUCAGCUGGUGCCUAACCCUUUAGCUGCCUAAAUUCCUAAGGCACCUAAGGUUCUGCUGGAAAAGUCCCCUAAGCACCUAAGUUCUGCCUGUGGACAUACACAAAAUCACCUAAUUCCUGAUGCCACUGAGCUGCUUGGUUCCCUAGCUCAUGCAUAAUCCCUAGUAGGAUUGUCAACCUAAGCAAUACCCUGCCUUUGUCACCUGCAGGGACUGAUCCCAGAGGCAUGCUCAGAGCAUACCUAUCAGAUUCAGAUCAGGCCUUGAACAAAGACAGCUAG